AGCAGGUCUUCAGUCUCUCCAGACUCUCCAACAUGACGACCCGCAGCUAUAUGUCAUCGUCCCGCAUCAGCAGCUUGGGUGGCGCCAACAUGAGCACCGGCAGCGUAUACGGCGGCGCAGGCGGUUCUGGGGUCAAAAUCUCCCAGAUUGGCUUCGGAGGCGGCAGCAUGUAUGGUGGCGCUGGCGGUUCCGGGAUCCACGUCUCCAGAAUCAGCUCGACCAUGGGCGGCGCAGGUGGCUUCAAUCUGGACGGCGCCAUCGACAUCUCCGCCAACGAGAAGUUCACCAUGCAGAACUUGAACGACAGGCUGGCGAGCUAUCUGGAGAAGGUGCGCAGACUGGAGGCAGCCAAUGCAGAUCUGGAGCUCAAGAUCAAGAACUUCCUUGCAAGCCAAAGUGGUCCUGCGACCCAUGACUGGACCACCUUCUUUGCGCGAAUCAGAGAUCUGCAGGCUGGGAUCCAAAAUGGCGCUCGUUCCAACGCCGCCCUGAUUCUUGCCAUCGACAACGCCAAGCUGGCCUCAGACGACUUCCGCGUCAAGUAUGAGAACGAGCUGGGUAUGCGCCAGGUGGCCGAGGCCGAUGCGGCUGGCCUGAAGCGGGUUCUGGAUGAGCUGACCAUAAGUCGCACCGACUUGGAGAUGCAGGUGGAGGGUCUGCAGGAGGAACUUAUUUACAUGAAGAGGAACCAUGAAGAGGACCUCAUCGCCCUGCGGUCCCAGAUAUCUGGAAACGUCAACGUGGAGGUGGACGCCGCCCCUCAGCAGGACCUCUCCACCGUCUUGGCUGGAAUACGAGAGCAUUACGAGAAUGUCGCUGCAAAUAACCGCAGAGACCUGGACAACUGGUUCCAGGCCAAGUCCGCCGAGCUCAACAAAGAAGUGACGGUGAACCUGCAGACGACCAAGAGCGAGAUGACCGAACUGCGUAGAACUUUCCAGAACCUGCAGAUCCAACUGCAGGCGGAGUUCAGCCAGAAAGCGGUUCUGGAGGCAACGCUGGCCGAGACGCAAGCUCGCUAUUCUGCCAUGUUGCAAGGCUACCAGAGGCAGGUGUCGGCUUUGGAAGAGCAGCUGGCGCAGCUCAGGACUGAAGUGGAGAACCAGAAGAUCCAGUACGCCGAGCUUCUGGACAUGAAGACACGGCUGGAAAUGGAGAUUUCAGAGUAUCGCCGCCUGAUAGACGGAGAGGGCGUCAACACCAACAAAAACUCUCGGGUCGUCAUCGUGCAGGAGGUCCACACCACAAGCAGCAGAUGAGGAGCAGGAAGAACGUCAUCACCACACUUCCUCUUUAUGUCCCCUCCAAUAAAAAAAGUCUGACACCA
This is a messenger RNA of Syngnathus acus (greater pipefish), 1327 nucleotides long. RefSeq names its product keratin, type I cytoskeletal 13-like. The transcript has 7 exons. Lineage: Eukaryota; Metazoa; Chordata; Actinopteri; Syngnathiformes; Syngnathidae. Bases 33 to 1259 code for a protein of 408 amino acids. Gene Ontology annotation, molecular function: structural molecule activity. The record is from RefSeq and is a predicted model, not a curated record.